AUGAUGAGCGGCACCUUCCAGCGCGCCGCAGACUCGGACGAGCGCCUGGCGGGGACACCGCAGCGUGUGGGCGCGGGCUUCGACGACUGGCGAGGCGAGGGCAUCUCUCCACGUUCUCCCAACUUUCCGGUCGACUUGGGUGGAUUGGGACAGUCGGGCAUCGUUGAGGGAGGCCGGGACCAUGAUUUGAGGGCGUCCAUCUCGCAUGCUCAGGGGGUUCACGUCGCGGGAACAGCUGCUUCCCCGCCUGUCCGACGCAGCCUCUUGCCAGGUUCACCGAUGGCAGGCGCUCUGCCAUCAGUACCGACCUCGACAAAGUCGCCGAGACCCUCGACGUUCAGCGCCUCGUCGCCGCAGACGGAGCGCCAUGUUCACGAGGCCUCGGCAGCGUCGCCGCGACGCAGCGAAGGAGGAUUCGUCCUCACGGCAACCCCGCCUCGAACCAGCUCGAUUCGGCAUACCAGUUCAGGACAGGCUUCCUCGCCCCUAAUUGCAGGCAGCGGCGGGACAGGCGCGGUGGAGCGAGGCGCCAAGUCAAGCACCGGAUCGCUCUCGCGACGGAAACCGGCACCGCUCGACUUCUCGCACGACCGCUCGCCGGUUGCGUCAGCUGUUGAAGUCCAACAGGACCGAGGUCCGAGUAGCGCAACGUCUGCUUCGCAGCAGGACAUCUCGCCGCGGUCGACACCUACGCUUCCGCAAAAGCAGGACACGUCCCUCGCCAGUUCCAUCCAGUUCAAUCCCAUGAGCUCGCCCGUCAUCGACAUGUCGAUACCCUCCCCUCGACUGGGACUUGCGGAUGACACGCCGGAGAAGGACGACACCGUCGCCUCGGGCUCGUCUUUUCUCUCCUCCUCGACAGCGAGUUCGACGGGUCGCAGGGCGUAUGUGCCGUCACGCCCAGCGGAUCUGUCGUCUUCGACGUUCUCUCGCUCGCGCGACGGUCUCGCUCUUGGCCUGCCCUGCUCCGUGUCCGCCUCAGCCAACCUCUCUUCCCUUGCGGCCGCGCCGCUUUCGUCCUCCGUCACGUCCACCUCCUCUUCGCGACAAGCGCCCUCCAUCACAACGUCCAACCCGUCCUCCCCUCUUACUUCUUCCGGUCUCACCGCCUACCGCAGUCCGUCAAUCGCCGAACGAAGCGAAUUCAGUCCGGUCGUCGACCGAGGACAGCUUGUCGGGCUUGGAGAGCUCGCGACUCCGAGGUGGACGAGCGAAGCGCUGGAGAGGCGGUGGGGCGCGGCGGUGUCUCCAGCUGAGGAGAAAAGCGCCAACUUUGCCUUUGCGGAACAGCUGCCGAUGCCGACCAUCCAUCAAGGCGGCGUCCUUGUCGACUCGCCGACCGUUGUUCGACCCGUGCCUCGUCAACCGCUUUCCCGCUCACUUGGCUCUUUCGACUCGCCGCAUCGACCAUUCCCAACUGCGCAGUCGCAUGCUCUCGAUCCUCCGCGUCCUUUUCCUACAUCGGCUUCGUCAGCCAGCAUCGCUCUUGACGCCUCCCCAGCCGGCUUGCUCGACUUCACCCCAGAUCCGGCCGGUCAUCGGUUCGGACCGCUUGACAUCUCGUCAGCCGAGAGCAGCUCGGGCGUCCAUGUCGCGUCACCGGUUGAGGCGGCAAAGGAAAUGCCGAGGCGAAGAACGAGUUCGAGGCGGAAGAGUGCGGCGCCGACUGCAUCGACGACGCUCGAGUCUAGCCAACCGUGGGCUUCGAGUGCCUCUGGCUUGGCGGAUGGCGUUGUUGGACUCGGCUUCGACCACGAGAUCGAAGCUGGGGCGUCGGGAGUCGAGGAAGAUCUGGCGGCGAAGGCGCGACGGCGACAGUUGGCCGGGAGUAUGGCCUCGACAUCGAGCGCGAAGCGGACGACUCGCACGCUCUCAUUCGACGGGAAGGCAAGCGCGAAGCACAGCCGCCGCCAAUCAACGGGGCGAGGGUCCUUCGCGCACCUACCUCCGUCCCCAGCCGCAUCCUCCGCCUCUCACGUCUUCACAGCGACGCCGUCUUCCGAUCCCUCCAUUCCCGCCCUCCCGCCAAUCACGACUUUCCCGGCUUCCCCUCUCAUCCUCGAAGGCCCCGCUUCUGCAGGCGGCGCUUCUUCCGUCUCAACGCCCUCAGGCCGGACACCCGACCAUGCGCGCGUGUCCCGACACUCCUCUCACUCGCACCACUCGUCGCCGUCCAUCAUCGCCGCCUCCAUCCUUCGGCAGACUCGCGAGCUGGAGGGCGUCGACGUCGACAUCGAGCACGCCGCCGCGAUUGACGAAGGCACCGCCGCCGCUCUCGCCAAACUCGACGGCAUCAGCUCGCCCCGAAUCGCGCGCACUUCCGGACCGUCAGCCGUGAGCGACACCCGCAGCAGGAAGUCCAGCCGGAACACCAUUGAAGGCGUGGCCUCGUCGUCGAAACGGGACUCGAGCCAGAGCGCGAAGAGACGGACAAGGACGAGUACGAACGAUUCGACGGGUGUUGCUUCACACGACGGCGCUCGCGGCGAUGGCUCCGGUUCGAACUCGCGAGGUGCGAGUCGGAGCAGCAGUCCGGCCGGUCAGCCUAUCGGUCAGGAUAUGAGUAACUCGGCAAGCUCGGCCUCGCCUGGUCGCUCGCCGCUCUCGGCAUCUACGUCGCAGUUCCCCUCGUCGACAAGGUCAGGUCCAGCGGCGAGCCGCCUUUCCGCCUCGACGACGGCGGCCGACAUCCCUUUCCUCGGCGCCGACCCGUUUAAGCGGACCUUGUCGUCAUCGUCUGCGAGCGCAACGGGAACCGGUGGGACAUCGUUCUCGGCGAGUGGAUCCCUCGACUCGACGUCCGCCACCUCCUUCGCGACCAGGUCGCCAGCCUCGAAGUACCAGCGCAGCAGUAUCGGAAGCGAUGUCUCGUCUAUCAACAGUGUCCUCGAGAACCGCCCUGGCUACGAACGUCGGCAGAGCAACGACGAAACCGCCCGCUCCGACAACAUCCCGCCUGUUCCGCCGCUUCCGAAGGACUGGGACAGCUAUCGACCGGCCGUCGCGGACAUCUCGUCACCCUCAUCGCAGACCCCUCAUGCCAUUAAUUCGCGUACAGCGGCACCUGCCGCUGCCUCCCAGGGUUUGCACGCACCGCCCAUGUCGGCGACGAGGACGACGUCGAGCAGUGGGGGCAGCGCUCUCGACGACUUCGCCACCCCUGCAUCGCCGCCAGCAACGAGCGGAAGGCGGAAGUGGAGCAUCUCGAGCGCCUUUCACAAGGCCACGAGAAGCCCGAAGAUGAACGGCGUCAAGGAGUCGACUUCGUUCAGCGACCUGCAGUCGAUUGCUGGCAAGCGCAUCCGUAAGGCUUCGCUCGGUCAGGGCGGAGGUAGUGCUCUCCCGCGACGUCUCGCCGCAUCGACAAGCAACCUCUCGACACUCGCGGAUGAGCCAGCUCAGCAAGACUUCCCCUCUGCCGGUACGACUGGCUCCCUCGGUCGCGCCAGCAUGCGCGGCAGCCAGAUCCCGCCGUUCCUUCGAACUCGAACUUCCAGCCAGAGCAGCAGCAGCACGAGCCGCACGGCCCAAUGGGCGGCCACCGGCGUUCCGCCGUCCGUCGUCGCCACGAGCCCAGGCAAGUCGCGCUCGAGCAUUGUCAAUCCGCGCCGUACUCCGUCCGGCAUCCCCUUCUUCUCCCGCAAAGCGUCGAGCGGGAGCGGCGGGGAAGUCUCGACCACAACCCCGUCGCCCAACCUCGAGCAAAGCGGUUUUUCGACACCUGCUACAGACGAAAAGAGCGGUCGCAAGUCGAUCCUCGGCCUCAAUUUCCUUCGCUCAGGCGGUUCGAAGCGCGACAAGGAAAAGGGACUGCUCUCGCCGCCGUCUGCCAACCGUUCGACCUUCAGCGCGUCGACGUCCGUAGCGAAUUCGGCAGCGCACCAGCAAGAGAUCUUCCCGACCGUCACGGACGACUUUGGCCGGCGCGCGAGCCUGGCGGCGCCGAAGUCGACGACUUCGCUUCUUCGCAAGCGUGGCAAGACCAUCAGCUCUGUCGACCAAGGCGACGUUUUCCGGGUGCCGGAUUCGGCCCAGCUGCCGCCGCUGCACAUCAGCGCACUACCCGCUUCGACUGCGCGGCGUGUCGACUCGAUGAGCCGAUCGUCUGUCGCAGCGGCGCCAGUGCAGCAAACGCCUCGGACACGGACGAGCAGGCUUCAGGAGUCUGCCAAGAUGAACUUGCCCACCAUUGCAGGCUCGCCAUCGACCCAUGUUCUCCUCGGCACGGCUGCCAGGUCCAGCUCGUCCAGCGUCUCGCCGUCCACAACACCGCCGCCCAAGUCUCACACGCCGACCCGCAUCCCACGCCUGAAUCGUACGUCGGCGGCGGCGGCGACAAGCCCUCGCACAUCUCCAGUCGGCCGCUCGCUUUCGAGCAAGCCGCCUACACGCCGGCUCAGCUCCUACGGGAAUGGUCCGGCGGAGUCUGCGCAACAAUCUUCACAGAGGGAUCGUGACGGUCUCGGCGGUGCUCCACGGGCAGCCGCACCCACGUCAACUCUUGCCGAAAAGACGCAGUCAGCACGACGACGUGUCGAGUCCGACGCUACGCAGAUCCCGCGCAGUCGCAGCACGAACUCGCGCUCGUCCUCCCUCAAGAGCGGUACCCUCGAUGCUGUCGAGCUGUCGAUUGCGUCGGAAGCCGCCUUCAAUGCCUCUCGACACGCUCGAAAGGCGCCGGCAGUUACCGACGAGAAGCACAUGCCGAUCGAAACGCCGCGCCAUCAGCCGCGCGUCACCUCGUUGUCCAGCUCGCUCUCGCGGCUUCCCUCGCAGGCCGUCACCUCCGAGUCUUCAAGCGCGAGCUCGACCCCGGCGAUUGGGACUGCGACUCGUCGCAGCCUGCCGAAACCUGGCGAGUCUUCGGCAUCGAGGCGGACGUCGGUACCUGCGUCGACGGAUGCGCUCUCGUCCUCGCGCUCCGCCCGAACGCUCGGUAGCAAGAUGGCUGUGCCUAGUCGCGUCAGCAAGUCCGCCUCGACAAGUACUCGACUCAGCCCAAGCACGACUUCUUCAGGCCGGUCGUCGGCUGCGAGUGGGACCUACGGCGAGGAAGACACGGUCCGCGGAGACGAGGAGAUGGCAGCCUACGUUCGCCGGCAGAUGUCGAAGAAGCUCGCAUCCGGCAUGUCGGAGGACGCCAUUCGCAAGUUGUUCGAAUUCCCCGACCCAACCGAGCCGCUCCCGCCUCUCAGUCCCGACGACGCCGUCUCGCUCUACUCGCGGUACCUCUCGCCGUACGAGAAGGACGAAAUUCGGGAGUAUCCGCGAAUCUACUUUGUCGGCCCGAACUGCGAGAAGAAGCAGGCGACAAAGGAGGCCACCGCCAACAACUACGGCUUCGAUGACGAUCGCGGUGACUACCUGCUCGUCCCGCACGACCACAUCCGGUACCGCUACGAGGUCAUCGAUGUGCUCGGGAAGGGCUCCUUCGGCCAAGUCCUGCAAUGCAGGGAUCACAAGACGGGCGACAUGGUGGCCGUCAAGAUCAUCCGGAACAAGAAGCGGUUCCACCACCAAGCGCUCGUCGAGAUCAAGGUUCUCGAGAACCUCGUGAAAUGGGACCCCGACGAGAAGCACUAUGUGAUCCGCAUGGUCGACUCGUUCACGUUCCGCGGGCACCUUUGCAUCGUCACCGAGCUACUCAGCAUCAACCUAUACGAGCUCGUCAAGGCCAACAGCUUCGCCGGCUUCUCGACGACCCUCAUCCGCCGCUUUACAGUGCAGAUCUUGCACUCGCUCAUCCUCCUGCGUCACCACCGUGUCGUGCAUUGCGACCUCAAGCCGGAGAAUAUCCUGCUCCGUCACCCCGCCAAGAGCGGCAUCAAGGUCAUUGACUUCGGCAGCAGUUGCUUCGAGAACGAGAAAGUCUACACGUAUAUCCAGUCGCGCUUCUACCGCUCGCCCGAAGUCAUCCUCGGCCAGAACUACCACAUGGCCAUCGACAUGUGGUCGCUUGGCUGCAUCAUCGCCGAGAUGUACACGGGGUACCCGAUCUUUCCCGGCGAGAACGAGCAAGAGCAGCUGGCGUGCAUCAUGGAGGUGCUCGGCGUUCCCGACAAGUACCUCGUCGACCGCAGCUCGCGCAAGCGGCUCUUCUUCGACUCGACGGGUGCCCCUCGCCCAGUCGUCAAUUCGAAAGGUCGCCGCAGACGCCCAGGCUCGAAGACGCUGGCCCACGUACUCAAGACGGACGACGAGCUGUUCGUCGACUUCAUCGCCAAGUGCCUCGCAUGGGAUCCGGAUCGCCGGCUCAAGCCUGAUCAAGCGAUGCGCCACCCUUGGAUCGCCCAGUCGCGCUCAGGCGGGCAGUCGAGCAUACCCGCACGGUCAAGUCGCACUUCGUCGACCCUCUCGGCCUCGACAAACAGUCGACACGCCUCGCAGGCUGGCCCGCCAACGAUCGGCACGCCUCAGCGCCUCAAAGCGACGCAGCCGAGUUCGACUGCAACGGCUCCUGUGCCGCGCACGCGCACCAUGUCUUCGGCGACCGCGACCGGCUCCGUCGCCCGCCUCGGCGUCAAGUCGUCACUUCCCGCCCCGACGCACCGCCACAGCGUCAAGUCGUGA
Molecule: messenger RNA, 6570 nt
Organism: Rhodotorula toruloides NP11
Lineage: Eukaryota; Fungi; Basidiomycota; Microbotryomycetes; Sporidiobolales; Sporidiobolaceae
Product: dual-specificity tyrosine-(Y)-phosphorylation regulated kinase
Exons: 7
Coding region: 1-6570 (2189 amino acids)
Biological process (GO): peptidyl-threonine phosphorylation; peptidyl-serine phosphorylation
Molecular function (GO): protein serine/threonine kinase activity; ATP binding; protein serine/threonine/tyrosine kinase activity
Source: RefSeq, a predicted model, not a curated record